Molecule: messenger RNA, 3393 nt
Organism: Diaporthe citri
Lineage: Eukaryota; Fungi; Ascomycota; Sordariomycetes; Diaporthales; Diaporthaceae
Exons: 6
Coding region: 1-3393 (1130 amino acids)
Molecular function (GO): FAD binding; monooxygenase activity; iron ion binding
Source: RefSeq, a predicted model, not a curated record
AUGUUGUCGGUGACUGAAUUCCUCGAGCAUUAUCAUGUGGUACGGCAGACGUUCGCGCCGCUGAGGCUGACGCGCUGGCAGCUGACGAAGCUGAUGGCGGCCCAGCUCUGGAGGGAAGCGUCUCCUCUGGCCAGGACAGUCUUUGUCACCGCCGUCGUCUCUCUCCUGCUGCUCGUCGUCUCACUUGUCCGAGGCCGGACGGCGCUCCAGAGGCUGAACCUUCCCCGCGCGGUCAAGUCGAGACGGUCCGGGCCUGGCCUCACCUACGACUUCAGGCAGGUGAUGGAGGACACGGCCAAGAAGCACCCCGACUCGCCGUUCCUGCUCACCGCCUUUGGUGUCGAAUACGUCAUCUUCCCUUCCAUCGCCUUCGAUGAGAUCAAGAGGCUCCCGGUGACGCAGGCCUCGGCUUUUGCUUUUUUCCGCGAGGUGUUCUACGCGCCAUGGACCGGCGCUGGCGUGCAGACACCAGACCUGGGCAAGACGAUCGGCUCGGAGCUGACACGGGCCAUCCCAUCCCUUGUGCAGUGGAGACAGCAGGACUGUGCCGCGGCCUGCGACAUGACGAUCGGGUCGUGCCCGGAGUGGAAGCCGAUGACGCUCUACGCAACCAUGCAGGACUUGAUCGCCUCCAUCAACGCCAGCGCCUUUGUCGGGCGGGACCUGGGCACCGAUCAGAAAUGGAUCCGCGCCGUUGACCGCAUGCCUAUGAUGAUGGCUUAUCCCACGAUAGUCCUCAGCCUCCUCCCUCCCAUCGUCCGGCCCAUCCUCAAACCGUUCCUCUUCGCGCCGCUCAAAUGGAUCCACCGGACCAUCAAGGGGAUGCUGGUCCCCGUCAUCACCGCAGACUGGAAGGAGUACGAGACCAGCACGGACAAGAAGAAGCUUCUUGGCCCACAGGAACAGGGCAAGGCUCAGAUCACAGGGUGGCUGCUGUCCCGGUACAAGGGCAAGAGCGAGCGCCGCAAGAUGGACGACCUCGUGCAGGACUACAUGAGCCUCAUACUCGAGUCGACAGCGUCCUCCUCCUUGACCCUGUACUUCCUGGUUUUAGAGCUGGCGGUCGAUCCGGGCCUAGCGGACGAGCUGCGCCAAGAGAUUGAGGAGGUGACCUCGGGCGGCCGCCUGCCGCAGACGCACCUGAACGAGCUGCGCAAGAUGGACAGUGUCAUGAGGGAGUCUGCCCGUAUGAACGGCUUCAGCAAUCACUCUGACCUGCUGCCCUCCCUGCGGCGCCCAGUCGUGCUCUACCGCAAGCUCCUCGCCCCCACAAAGUUCACCCUGGGCCCCGAGCUCCCGGCGGGCACCAAGAUCUGCUGCGACGCGCACCACAUCAACUACUCGCCCAGCCUGUGGAAGGACCCCGAGGUCUUCGACGGCCUGCGCCACUACAGGGCCCGGCAGAACCCGCAGAACGAGAACCGCUUCAAGUUCGCCACCCUGGGGUCGGACACGCCCAACUGGGGCGACGGGACGCAGGCGUGCCCCGGCCGCUGGUUCGCGGACAACUCGAUCAAGAUCGCCAUCACGCACCUGCUGCUCAACUACGACUUCAAGCUCAGGCCCGGGGAGGAGAAGCCCAAGAAGAACUUCAUGCCGAACGGGACCCUCAUGCCGGACCUGUGGGCGAAGCUGAUUCAUGCGCAGAACUCUGAGGUCGGGAUCCCUCUCAAUGCGGCUUACAUCAUUCGGAAAGACAUCAAGAAGGACCUGGGGGAGCCACUGGAGUCCGACUGGGCCUCCCUGAACGCCUCAGUGGGCGGCAGGCUCUUUGCGGCGGAGCCCUUUGCUCGCCCCUGCUUCUCAGUACUGGAAGGACAGCCAGUGACUCCCGACGCUGCCCAGUGCGCCAUCAUACAGGACAACUACUUCAACGGCUCCUAUCGCACCAACUUUUACUCGGGUUUCAUGCACUCGUACAAUGAGGAGUGUGCGUCAAAUGUAACGGACCAGUGUGUCCUCUCGGACGAAGAUGCAGUGACGGGCCUGGUCUCCGGGUCUUGCAACCGGGGUUCCGUUUCUGAGAGAUACAUCUCCGUGGCCGGCCCCGAGGAUGUCCAGGCCGCGCUGGGCUUCAGCCUGCGGACCGGCGUGAGCCUCUCCGUCAAGGCCUCGGGCCACGACUACGGCUCACGCAGCAGCCUCAAGGGCUCCCUGGCCCUCUGGACGCGGAACCUGCGAGACAUGUCCUACGAGCCCGCCUUUGUCCCCUCGGGCGCCGCGGCCGCGCCCGUCCGGGCCAUCACGGUGGGCGCGGGCGCCAACCUCGGCGAGGUCUACGCCUUCGCCGACCGCCACAACGUCACCUUCGUCGGCGGCUCGGCCGAGACCCCCGCCGCCGCGGGCGGGUGGACGCUGCUGGGCGGCCACGGCGUGCUGACGCCCCUGUACGGGCUGGGCGCCGACCGCGCGCUCGAGUUCCGGCUCGUCACGCCCGACGGCGCCCUCCGCACCGCCAACGCCGCGACGAACCCGGACCUCUUCUGGGCGCUCCGCGGGGCCGGCGCCGCGGCCUUCGGCGUGGUCCUGAGCGCCACCUUUGUCGUCGAGCCCGCCAUGCCGCUGACGCUGGCGCUGAUGCAGUUCAACGCCACGCCGGCCGCCACGGCGCCCUUCCUGCGCCUGCUCGCGGACCAGACCGCCUCGUGGGCUGUCGACGGGUGGGGCGGGCCCAUGUCGCCGGGCGCGCUGGCGCUGGUGACGCCGCUCCUGGGCGUCGACGCCGCCAGGCGCUCCAUGGAGCAGGCCGCCGCGUUUGUGACCGACCAGGGCGGCACGGUACUCAUAACCCGCCUGGGGUCCUUCUACGACCUGUACACCACGUAUUUCGAGGCCACGACCUCCCCGGGCUACGCGUCGGCGACGUUUGCCUCCAUGCGCGUCAUCCCCAAGUCGCUGCACCGGUCGGCCGCCGGCCGUGCGUCCAUCGAGGAGACCCUCGUGGCCCUGUCAGACGCAUCCCUGACGCCGUACAUCUUCCAGACGGCCCCGGCCUCGUACAGCUACAACGACAGCGACCCGGCGCAGGCGAACGCGAUGCACGCGGCGUGGCGCGACAGCUACUGGAUCGUCGGCACGCAGGUGGCGUGGCCCUGGGACGCGGACGCCGGGGGCCGCGCGGCCACCGCCGCGCUGCUGCAGGAGGCGUCGCGGAACCUGACGUCGCUCGCACCCGACGGGAGCAUGUACCCGAACCUGGCGGACCCGUGGGUCGAGGACUGGCAGCGCGAGUUCUGGGGCGAGGAGAAGUACGCGAGGCUGCUGGGAAUCAAGGACAAGUACGAUCCGCAUGGGCUGCUCGGCUGCCGCAGGUGCGUCGGCUUCGGCGACGGCACGGCGCCGACAGACCCGGCAUACCAGUGCCUUGACGCUUUCCAGGGCGCCCGCAGGUAA